AUCUCAUACUGCACUCGACCGCCGCUGACGACUCGGAGCUUGUUCUAGCGUUGACGCAGUACACAGACUCGAGGGAUCCACGGCGCAGAAGCCGGACAUCGAGAUGCAGCCCGUAGGAGUUGGCUCGAACUCAGCACCCGAUGCCCCCAAUGCGACGUGCACCGCAGCAACAGCCGUCAGCGGAGUCACGCCGGAGACCGCUACGAUGCUCAACGGAUCGUCGCAAGGGUCGGAUGCAGCCCAGACCGAGCACUCGCAGCCACUAGAUGCUACCGAACCGCGUGCAAACGACUCCGAUGUCGCACGCGGAGUCGCAGAGACAGGAACAUCCGCGGACGAAGGUCGUCGGGGCGGACUCGCAGGCGCAAUCGAGCAGGCGGAUGAACGUCAAGGCGGCGACGCGCGUCCAAGUCAGGAGGUGUUAGCUGCACCGGACGACACACUCACGCAACCGUCCGAGUCGCACUGCGAGCUGGGCAGCGGGAAUCAGAACAACUGCUGAUUCGGAGGUCGUAGGAUGCAGGUGUCGAGGUGUACGUCCGGGCAGUAACGAUGUCUUCGACCGCGAUGGGGUGUUUUCUCGUAUGUAUGCACUUGUUCUCGACUCGGAUGCAGCUGUUCGUGACGUUUUGAUAAGCUAUGGUCUGGGCGUUUCGAUACACACGGGCUUACUGAAUGUCUACGAUGCACCUGUAUUCGCACACCAGAUUUCCUGGACCUUCCAUGAGUGAGGUGAUGCUGUCCGUUGUUCGUAUCGUGCUGCGUACUACAUAGUUCGUUCCGUACUAUUGCAAACCACCUCCCGUACGUCUGUUUGGAAAUCUUGUUGAACUAUCGCAUGUCAAUGUAACGCACCAUGUUCCGUCGUCCCG
Molecule: messenger RNA, 872 nt
Organism: Fomitopsis serialis
Lineage: Eukaryota; Fungi; Basidiomycota; Agaricomycetes; Polyporales; Fomitopsidaceae
Exons: 3
Coding region: 104-502 (132 amino acids)
Source: RefSeq, a predicted model, not a curated record